CGUGACGUGUUGUUGUGGUUCCUGUUUAUGCAGCAGGUCCCUGAUCUUCUUCCCUCAGCUGGAGAAGUUGCCUCAGGAUGGACCUCACCUCCCUCCUCCUCCUCUUCCUCUCCUCUCUCUGCUGCUCCUGCUGCUUCGGAGCUGCUACUCCAAACUUUGUCCUGGUUUUCGCCGAUGAUUUAGGUUUCGGGGAUCUGGGCUGUUACGGACACCCCACCUCUCUCACCCCGAACCUGGACCGUCUGGCCGCGGGAGGACUCCGAUUCACCGACUUCUACUGCACCAGCCCGGUCUGCAGCCCGUCCAGAGCUUCGCUGUUGACGGGACGUUACCAGACUCGCUCCGGCAUCUACCCAGGAGUGUUGUACCCGGGCUCUAUAGGCGGUCUUCCUCUGAACGAGACCACCAUCGCUGAGGUCCUGAAACCUCUGGGCUACGCCACAGCUGCCGUGGGAAAGUGGCACCUGGGAUUUGGGGCCAAUGGCAAGUUCCUUCCAACCAAGCAGGGGUUUGACCAGUACAUGGGGAUCCCUUACUCCCAUGACAUGGGCCCCUGUCAGAACUUGACUUGUUUCCCUCCAGAUGUGAAGUGUUUUGGAUUGUGUGACGUCGGUGCAGUAACUGUCCCGCUAAUGUACAAUGACGUCAUCAAGCAGCAACCGGUCGACUUCCUGGACCUGGAGAAUAAGUACAGUGACUUCGCAACCAACUUCAUCACCACAUCGGCCAAGAAGAAUCAACCUUUCUUCCUCUACUAUCCCUCUCAUCACACCCACUACCCCCAGUAUGCUGGUCCAGGGGCAGCCGGGAAGUCUUUAAGGGGCCCAUUUGGAGAUGCUCUGCUGGAGUUUGACAACACUAUCGGAAACAUACUGACAGCCCUGGAGAAGACAGGAGUCAUCAACAACACUCUGGUCCUCUUCACCUCAGACAAUGGACCUGAGCUGAUGCGUAUGUCCCGUGGCGGUAACGCUGGCCCUCUGAAAUGUGGGAAAGGGACCACAUAUGAGGGGGGCAUGAGGGAGCCAGCCAUCGCGUACUGGCCAGGGACCAUCAAACCAGGUGUGACUCAUGAGCUGGCCAGCACUCUGGACAUCCUCCCCACCAUCUCAACCCUGGCAGGAGCCAAACUGCCCCAGGUGAUGCUGGAUGGAGUCGAUAUGACGGAGUUACUUGUCAAACAAGGAAAGAGUAAAAGGGAGAUGAUGAUGUUCUACCCCACAGACCCCAUUGAGAUGUAUGGUCUGUUUGCUCUCAGGCUGGGGAAGUACAAGGCCCACUACUACACUCGAGGUGCCACCCACAGCAGCACGACCCCGGACAAAGACUGUGAAAUAUUCGCUGUUCUCAAGGCCCACGACCCCCCUCUGCUUUUCGACCUGGAGCUUGACCCCUCUGAGAACUACCCUCUCUCUCUGGAGGGGAAACCCGACCUCCAAACCCUGCUGGAGAGGAUGAAGAGAGUCAAGCAGCAGUUUGAAGCCUCCAUGGUGUUUGGGCAGAGCCAGAUAUCAAAAGGAAUAGACCGCAACCUGGAGCCGUGCUGCAAUCCUCAGUGUACCCCCAAACCCAGCUGCUGCCGGUGCUGAUGGGACAGAUGUGUGGGGAGGCUGAAGCUACUGGACUGAUUUUACUGUACAAAGUGCUCAAAGCUCGAAAGAUGUGAUAUUUGAAAUUAUGCAAUUCAGCUACUUAUUUUUGGAAUGUUAAGGUUUCAGUAUUACUCAUACUGAAAAGUAAUUUUCCAAAUAAUCUGUUUUCCUCAGUGAGGAAAUCUUAUUGUUUUGUGUUAAUAUUGAUUAUAUUUCAAAUUAGAAGAGCAACCAGAGUAGGAAAAGGCUAACGCUAUCUUACUGUGUUAAAGACAGUGGAACAUUCAUGGAUACACACAUUUAUCUGGAUCUACCAUUCUUCCAUGGGUCAUUCCCGGCUCCUUCACAAAAUUCACUGAAAGGUAAAAAUCUAAAUGUGUAACGUAGAUUAAUAAAGAAAAUAUUAAAGAAGAUAAACAAUAACUUCCUCUAAGGAAGAGGACAGCACAAAACUCAAAAUCCCCCUGAGGUUAAAUACAUUUCAUUACCUCCCACAACUGAGCAGCAGCACUUGUCAGGCACUGCGGUCAAGCCAGCCGACACUCGCAUCUCUUUGGUCAAAUCAGCCGACACAGAAAUUCUACUCCGCGCAUAUACUGACAUUUAUGGUAAACGCAUCCAAAGCGUUUUUUCCAAAUAAACUGUUGACAUGGAGCACAUAUAUUGAAAAAGAAAUGGAUUGGAUUAUAUUCACUAGAAGUAUAUAUCGUCUCAGGUGUAAUUUUUAUGAAUAGCAUUUUUACUGUAUCAAUUCAGAGAUUUCACUAAAUAAAAGUCACACAUUUUUA
This is a messenger RNA of Platichthys flesus (European flounder), 2380 nucleotides long. Its product is annotated as arylsulfatase A-like. The record is from RefSeq and is a predicted model, not a curated record. The coding region runs from base 78 to 1589 and encodes 503 amino acids. Lineage: Eukaryota; Metazoa; Chordata; Actinopteri; Pleuronectiformes; Pleuronectidae. Gene Ontology annotation, molecular function: arylsulfatase activity. The transcript is spliced from 8 exons.